GGGGCGUCAUGUUAAUUUAUGAACAGAACAACCCUCACAGAACCGAGGCAAUGGCAAUAAUAAAUUGGUUUUUCAUUGUUAUAAUGUGUCUAACAAGCACUUCUAAUACAGAAAGUAAUUUAACACAUAUCAGCCAUAGAGUUGUCCCCCGUAAUACUGAUUUUAUUCAUUCGGAGGGGAAAAGUGCUUCGUCAUUUCGCGGAGGAAUAAAAAAUUAACCAAUCGCUGUUUACUCUAUCACGCCAUUGGAGGCAUUGACCACCAAACGACAUAAAUAAUAAAUCAGUGGAGAAAUCGAUUGAAAGACCACUUUUAUUGGCAGAAUGCCCUCAGGGAAAUGGGUGAAGGUAUGGAUCUACCUGAACUUUGUGCUGGGGAUGACCAGAAGUGCACGGCCAAGGUUCGACACUUCAACGGAUAUGGGAAUGGUACUGGUUCCAGCCGAUGCAGAAAUUGAUUCGGUGAUUUUUCGAUUACGCGCCACCGAUCAAGACGCUGAUUUUCCACUCGUUUUCAAUAUUGCAGCUACUGUCAGUCCCGUAGUACGAAUAGAAAAUCUACCCUGCACCCUGUACAACAAAAUCUGUCAAGCCAAUGUCAUCUUGACGAAACGUCUAAUGGCAGGACGUCUCCACGAUUUUGCCGUACGUGUGAAGGAUUCAAAGGGUGACUCAAAUUCCAUGCAGGCUACCAUUUCCGUCACAAAUGCAACCACCCAGCGUGACAAGAUAUUUCCACACAUUCCAGCCAUCAUCAUGGUCCCUGAGGACGCAAAGCCCGGAAAGGAACUCGAUUAUAUAGUGGUCCAGGCUAAUCAGUGGAGCGGGAAACCUGUGUAUAUAGAAUUAUGGCAACCAAAAGAAUUAUUUACGAUACGACAACGACAAACUCCGACUCAAACUCGAGGAGUCAUCACCCUCAUUGGGGAACUGGAUUUUGAGACACAAUCGAUGUACACACUGACAAUCUAUGCCACGGAUCCUUAUACGGAACCCAAGAAAGACACCAGGAACAUCGCUGGUUUACAUCUUGUCGUGAUAGUACAAGAUGUCCAAGACGUUCCCCCCGUGUUCACUCAUGCUCCACCACUAACUAAGCUCAAUAACACCAUUCAACCUGGUGACGUGAUCCUGAGGGUUCACGCAGAGGAUGGUGAUAAAGGCGUGCCAAGAGAAGUGACAUAUGGACUGGUCUCCGAGGGGAACCCCUUUACACCGUUUUUCAAUAUUUCAGAAUCUACUGGUGAAAUUAUUCUUGCAAAAUCGUUAGAGGAGUUGACGCAAAUAACUCAUGUUGGAGCGCCCGUUGUUCUGAGUGUAGUUGCUGAGGAAAUUAGACGAUCGCCACUUGAGCCACCAGCACAAGCUACGGUUGUAGAAGUUGGAUUGCUACUUGGAGAGCCUGGAAAUAGUCCACCAUAUUUUGAAAAUGACCAUUACAUCGCCUGGAUGGACGAAAAUCCCGAACCUGGUUCUCUAGUAAUCUUCAAUGAGUUGUACUCAACGCGAGUUAAAGACGAAGAUAUUGGCAAAGCUGGUGUAUUUACAUUAAAACUGGAAAAUAACAACAGUACGUUUGAAAUUAGUCCAACUGUGGCGGAGAGAUCUGCUAAUUUUAUUCUCAGCGUGAGAGAUAAUACGUUAAUCGAUUAUGAAGUCCAUAAGAGUCUUCAGUUCAAGAUAGUUGCUCAAGAGGUUGGCCCUGCGACAAAUCUCUCUGCCUCAGUGCCAGUUACGAUAUUUCUUCGGGACGUGAAUGAUAAUCCUCCAGAGUUCGAGGAGGCAAUAUAUAAAGUGACAUUAUCAGAAAACGUCACUGCAGGAGCGCGUGUAGUGCAAGUUCAUGCAACGGACAAGGAUAGUGGGUCGUUCGGGAGGAUUCAGUACACUCAAAUUAUCGGCCCUGGGAGUGAAGCAUUUGUCAUCAAUCCUGAUACAGGAUUUAUUUCUGUAGCAGUAGGUGCCAAUCGAAUUCUUGAUCGAGAAAUUACUUCAGAGCUUCAACUGACUGUAGAAGCUCGUGAUGAGGAUGGAAAGGGUCUCAGGGGCUGUGUUCCCUUCAUCAUCACUCUACUCGAUGUCAACGACAAUCCGCCAAUAUUUGAAAAAGACAGCUACGAUUUUUUUAUCAAUGGAGAGUUGACAAACUUCACUACCCCCGCAAUUAUCAAAGCAACAGAUGCUGAUGCAGAACCUCCCAAUAACGAAGUUCGAUAUGAAUUAAUUCACGGAAACUACGACAAUUUUUUUAUUCUCGAUGAAGUGACUGGUGAAAUUUUUCUGAGAAAGCAGAUGACGAAAGCUAAAAUUACCCGUCAUAAUCCUUACCGAACUGAGGCAGCAGAAUCCAAGAAAACUAUUUUCCCAAUUAACAGAAGUCUUGAAAAAUCAAACAUCUCCAAUAUUCGCUCAACUCCCUCCCUAAUUCCCCAGGAAAAACCCUCAAAUCUGGAAAAUACAACAGAAAAACUCAUCCGUCACAAACGUCAAGAUACAGACAAAAAUGUGCGCUUCACUCUCACAGCCCGAGCUUACGAUUUAGGAGUUCCACAUUUGUCCAGCACAACUCAAAUAAAUAUUCUACAAAGUCCCUCGACCUUUGCACGAAUUGUGAUGUUUGUGGUGGCGGGAGAGAAUCCAGAUCCUGUAAAGACAGCGCAGACAUUGGCCACUAUCACUGGUGGUCACAUUAUGGUGAAGGAAAUUCGUCCAUAUGUUCCGGGCAGCACAGUCAACGGACUUGAGACAACAUUACCAAGCACUGAUGGUGUGAAGCGAAGUAUCGUCGUAGCUCGGGUAGAAUCGACCGGAGGUACUUCACUAGUCGACAUCGAUAAAAUUAGAGCAGCUCUCGCCGCUAAUGGAGUUGGUGUUGUUGAUGGAGAAAUGCCUCCUCCAAAUGUCGACCCUAAAAACGGUGAUACUUCCAUUAAUACCACUAGCACCAUCCCAUCUGGAUAUAAUGAGGAAGUCACAGUCUACAAAGCUGAGAAUAAACUGCUCUUCUGGCUCCUUAUUCUCCUGGGUCUGCUUAUAUUAGCGGCUAUCAUCGCGUUCAUACUUUGCUGUAUCUGCCCCGGGUGUCCAUUUUACAUGGCACCAAGAAAACGCCGAAUACAUUCGUCGGAAACAUUAGUGGCCCGUUCUGAUGGGAGACCUAAGAGACAUAUUCAUCGGAAGUAUCCAAUGAUGAUGCAAGAUCCCAACUGGUCUGAGAAGAAACAAGCCUGGAGUGCAGACCCAAUGGCAUCGCACUGGCAGUUCAAUCGUCGAAAUACGAAGCAAUAUGGAUUAGCCUCUCUACCUGGCGAUGUAGUACGUCUCCCCGAUUCCAACUAUCGCUGGCCUCGCAAAGCUGUGUCUCUCAGAGCGGAUCCUCACAUUCCGAUUCCAAUGAAUGAUCCGUUGUACCCCACUAGACAACAAGAAGAGCAUCGAAUGUACCUGGAGAACAUCGCACGUGCCAGAGAAUAUGAAGGAACGGACAUCGACUCCUUACGCAAACCUGAAUUUGAAAGAGGAUCAGAUCUAGGGCGACAACAGCAUGGGCCAAUGGCAACAAGACGAGAACAUCAUUUUUAUCGAGAAGGAAAUGCAGAAGUGAUGAGACUUGUGACUCGAGAUGGAAUGGAAGAGACUCUAGCAGCGAUGCACAGGGCUCCAGAAAUCAUUAUUGAUCAAGCCAGUGGUCACAAAUUUGAUGGUAAAGAUAUUCUCCUUCGGCGAUUCAUCGAAGACCAGAAAUUACGAGCAGCUGGUAAGGAAUAUCAAGAUGGCCUUCAAGAAGAUUUUGAGCAACAAAGUAUGGAGUCCCAUCAGAGACAACGUGAGCUGUCAAUGCAACAGCAACAUCAGCACCGAGAAAUAUUAGUGAUUCCCGAGAAACUAGACGGAGGUCAUCAUCACCAUUUCGAACAACUUGGACCAGACGUUCAAAGAUUGAUAAUUGAUCACGGGAUCUAUGAAAAACCGGGAAGAUCAGAGGUACGUGAACAUCAAGAUAUUCUGACCGAUGCAGCACUUUUAAUUCCCAUGGAAAAGCAGCCCCUGGAGAAACCGAAGGAGACAAGUUCUACGAGUUUUCAGAACUACACAAGGCACGAUCUUGAAUUGGCGACGCAAAAUAUUUUAUUAACACGACUUUUGCUGGAACGAGAUGGCCGAGUUGGUGCCAGUGGUGUAGAUCAAGCGAGUUACUUGGAGACUCAGAGUCUUCCUGGACAAGUAGCUGCGGGGACUCAAACCGAUAAAACGACUGCGACACAGACUGAACACCAAACUAGAAGUAGAAGUGAUAAUGAAUCUGAAGAAGAAUCUAGAAUUCGUAAAAAAAUGAAAUUUCUCAAACGCUAUGACGAGGAACCCAAGCGCAUCCGGACUUUAUGGAUAAAGUCGCCAAUCGUCGAAGAAGAGCGUCACUCAUCCGGAAAACGUGCGACUGUGUCUCGCAGGAAAAUCAGAGAUAUUAAAGACAGCCGAAUGAGUUCAAUUGAGCCUGAAGUUUUACGAGAGAUUUCAGAUUCAUUGGAUGAAAAUACGGAGACAUCCGCCAAUUUCAUAAAGGCCCUCGACAGUUCAAAUUCACAAUACGAGUCUCGAGAAGAGGAGGAGAUCUCAAAAAUAGAUGAUUCAUCUUCAAUGAAAAGAACCGGAAUAACUCACAGGAAAGGAAGCAGACAAGACAAACAGAGAAUGGAAAAGAGAAAGAAGACUACUAAAUCAAGGAGCGAUACAGCAUCGGGACCUAGUUUCCGUAUCCUGGAAAAAGAAAUGAAUUCGCUCAGCAGGAAAUUGUCGAAAUUAACUGGCCGAAAAACUUCCAGUGGGGAAGACUCAGGUGAAAACGAAAAGCAAUCUCAAGUUCAAUCAAAAUGUGAGACAUCCCAAUCUACCGCUCAUCAAGGAGAAUUAAAAUCUAAAAAAAUCGAGUCUAAAUCGGACAGAAAAAUUCUUUUAGAAGCUAUUCAAUCUAUGACUAAACAACACCGCAAAAUUCCCGAUCAAUUAGUUGCUGAUAAAUUCAAGCAGAAAGCAAAACUACGAAAAGUACUGCCUCUCAGCACAGUGAGCUCGGAGAGCAAAGAAUCAGCUGAUAACUCUCUUAAGAAAUCAAAGACUCCUGCAAAAUCACGAGAAAGUCAAAAAUUGAAACUCGCAGUCGGCAAAGUAAAGCACGCUAAACUAAAAAGACAGGGGAAAAUAGAUAUAAAAGGAGUUAUGAAGUCGAUGACCGAAAAAUUGACCAAAUCCGAGGAAGAACGUGCCAUAACAAAAUCAAGCAGUGAAUACGAUUAUAGACUAUCUUCUGAUGAAUCAGCUAAUACCAAAGGAAGUGAAGCAGUCCUUGAAGCCUCCACUGGUGCAAUCAUCCAAGGAAACAAGUCCUUAAUACCUUCAGAUACUACAAUAUCUGCACCAGAGAACCCCGAAGCAUUAAAAGAAAUUUUACAAUCGAAGAUCGAAGCAUAUCCCCAGGACGGGGACCCUUCAGCAUCUAGUAUCCGUGAAUAUAAAAUUACUGAAUCCCCAAAGACAGAUAAGACUCCCAAUGUUACCGCAGAUGAAGCAACGAUGAAAACCGAAGGCUCCAGUAAACCACGAGUGACAAGUAGUUCCGAUGUGGAAUCAACUACAUCAGCUCAGAAGGAACAGUCUAGUGCAGAAGGUGAAUCACUGCUAGUAAAACCCACGAACAUCGUCUCCACUAAAACAGAUGGAACCCAGUCACAGAUAAACAGCGAGGAGAUCAUGGUAAAUAGAGCUAAAAGCCCUAUCAAGGUUCGCAGCGCUAUGAAGAAGAGGUCAAUCAGGAAACGCGUGAGAAUCGCAGAUGAAAAGUCUGAGGAGGACAGUACACAUUCUGAACCAUGGAAUACCGGAGAUGAAAGACCAGGAAAAUUACAACUAGAUAGAAAGAGCAGCAGUCUGCCAGAUCAUUCACCUGAUGAAGCCCUUGUUCCCACAAAUCCACAGGCUCCGGAUGGAAAUACUGAAAAAGAAAGCUCCGAGGGGAUCAGAACGUCCUCGUCCAACACAAGUCCUGGGAAAGGAUUAGAAUCGGUUGUAAAAUCUCCCAGUGCACGAUCACUUACAACACCAUCUGUUCAAAGCAUUAGAACAACAGUGGACGGAAUUAUAGAACAAGCAACAAUCGUUGUUUCAGGUAAAAUUAAAACAGCGACAAGAAAUACAGAUGAUCGAAAGGAUGACGUUGGUAAUGUUUUGAAAGGAGAGGUUUCACAUGUACGUCACCUCCCAGAAGAGACGGAGAGGACGGAUGAUAUGGAAGACAUGAAAAUUCACGAUUCUGAUGUAACGGAAAGGACACCAAUUGUUGCUGAAAGUGUUGAAAAUAUUUCAAGGGUAAUGCUUCAAGAUGAAUCGUCACAAUUAAGUGAAGGAAAUAUUAAGCAGCAGGAAGUCAUUGCAGAGGCCAUACCCACGAUGACCACGACUGGAGAAACUGUUGAUAGUGCGAAACUGGAUCCAAAAAUAUCAGAAUUACAAACUCCAGAACAGUUUGAACAGAAAAUUAGUCUCGAGGAAACAGUAGGUAUUAUACAAAUACCAGGUAAAAAUGGUAAUUCUGAUAUUGCACAAACUCUCGAACCUAUUGUUGAAGACUCAAUGGAUACAUGUCAUACAACAAUCGAAGAGGAGGUUUCGACAGUAGAAAGUAAGACGAGUAAGUUCACUGGUCCUGAGAUACAGAGAUUGACAGAGGAGAGUGACAAACUACCCGAUUUUCCGAAUGGUGAUCCUAUUUCAAAAGGACAAUCUACUGUAUCCCCAAGUGAUCCGCCUGUGAGUACUUUGGGAAUUGCUUCUCCACCUCCAGGAGGAAGUCUGACGCUACAACAACGAGUAGAACCGACACCACCUGUUGGUCUAACUGUGACCUCCUUUCCAUCUCCUAAGAGCGAGAGACAACUUCAUGACUUUGUUCCUGAACCACCAAAACUUGUCGAGGAUUUGACACCCACUAACGACGGCCUAGAAUCGUUGAAAAGUGAAAAUUUAGAAACAGUUUCGAUAAAAUCAGACGAGAGUCAGUCGUCCAAAAAUGUGAUUAUAUCGAGAGAAACAUCAUUUCUCAACUCUCCCAAACGAAAAUCCCCUACAGAAGAUAAUUAUAUCGACAAAUCAGAGAAGAGCGACGAAAAAGCUGUAGAAGAUGCGCCUGUUACGUCAGAGGUUUCAUUGACAUCAAAACCUUCAGAUAUACUCCUUCCUGGUUUAAAUGCUGAAGCACCGAACCCUGAAGUUUCAACCGAGCCUUCAAUGUUAAAACGAGAGGAAGAAAAAGGGGAAGAGCAUCAACUUUCGAAAUCAGAAGGUACAUCAAUGUCUACGAGUGAAGAAAAACUACCAAUAGAUCCACCGUUAGAAGAAUCGAAGCCGCAAAUUGCAGAUUUACAUAUCGAUUUACCGAGUGGCGAUAUUUCCACUUCAUCUAUCGAUUCCCAAUCGGAAGAGAGAAAUCGUAAGACUGAAUUGCAAGAUGCUUCUGUUUCUACACCAGAAAAUGCUAAAACAGAUACGCUAAUGCCAGAAUCACCCGGGCGAUUGAUUCCGGAGCUGAAUAUAAAUCGAAUAUCAAAAAAUAUUGAUGAGAGCUCAACGUUAGAUGAGAAAGGAAAAGAAGGUCAGGUCGAAAUUCCAAUAUCAAAAGGGCUCCCAUACUUACCAGAAUUAUCAUUGAAGAGACUUGAAGAAGAUAGCGACAUAUCUAGUCAGUCCUCCGCGGGAACGACGUUGAUCGCUCAGCCAUAUGGAACUCCUCGACAGAAGAAAAUGGUUCCACCAGACGAUAUGGACUCCAUGGAUGAAAGCCGAGUGACUGAACCCGUUUCUUCUGAAAUAAAAAAGGGCGAAUCGAGUGAAGGACUCAAAAGAUUGAAACCAGAAGAAGUUCGUACUGAUAAUAUCAUUGCGGGCAAGAUGGAACACACUGGAGAGACAGUACAGGAAAGAAAAGAGGAAAUUCACGUUGCAAAAAAAGAAUUUGAUGUUAUUCCUGAACAGGAAGAUCCACCUGUAAAAAUUGCAGAUGAAUCUACCUCAUCUGGUGGUCAUAAUCUAACGGAGGAAGCUAAACAAAGUCAGGUAGAAUUAAUUGCUAAACCUCUUCAAGCAAUAUUACCCCAUGAUGAUGGCUCAACAUGUGACCUUCUUGCAGAUAGAGCGGAGGUCACAACUAGUAGAGAACAAAUGAAACCUUUAAAUAUACAAAAGACUAUUGACACUGUCCAUAAAAUGAUUAAGUCUGUCCCUGGUGGGUAUUUGAAAAAAAUUGACGAAGACUCCAGAAACGUACCGCGAAAAGGGAGACCAACUAGAAUAAAAAGUCCUGAAAAAGAAUGCGAAGAUUCAAAAAUUUCUUCGGCAAAAGAGAAAAAGCUUAAAAAAAUACCUCCUGAAGAACUUAAGACAUCUAAACUGAAAAAACCAAAACGUCAAGAACCUGAAAAAUUGGCACCGUUGGAACCCAACUCUCGAAUUACUAACGAUCGUCAAACAAUUUCGAGAAAACCAGAGCGCGAUAAAGGAAUACAACCGGAAAAAUUGAAAAUAGACAAAACAAUUAAACCGAUACGAAUAAUAAAGACUAAAGAAUACACAACUCCAGCAAAAACUCCAGAUCCUCCGAAAAACGGGAAAAAAAUUCGCCCUACUCUUUUAAAAUUACAAGCCAUAAAAAAAUUAUCAUCCUCCACUGAAUUAGAAAAAGAUGAAGGCGCAAAUGUGAUGGAAUCGUCCCCGGAUUCAUCAAGACAGUUGCCAGGAAAUUGUGAUAAAAUAAAUCCUAUUUUUCAACUAGACCAAGUUAUAACGGUAACGACAGAGUCGUCACCAACGACAAACAAUGAACAGCCGAUAGUUCCAAGCGAGAAUAUCGAACGUGCGGAAAAAUCCACAGAAGAUGAAAUUACCUCGUUAAAGACUCCUGAUGGAGCUUCGACUAUCCCCAGCCAAUUAAAGAACUCGCCCGAGCAAACCACUGAAGCCGCCAAAGACGAAAAAUUCCACCAAAAUACGAAAAUUAUACCUGGAGAUCCUCCCUCUAAUGCUUCCAAAGUCGUCAAUGACGUAAUGUCAUCUAACUCUCCACAUGCCAAAUACUGGAAAGAAGACACACCGGAAGCGCAGUCUCGUUAUAUGGCGUGGUACAAAGAAAUGCAUGAACGGAGAGACGGUGAAAAUCAGGAGGAACCUCCGAAAUGGCUGCGCAAAAGCACUCGCCAAAGGUGGUUAAAAAUGAGUCCCCAAGAUCGAAAGAAUUUCGACUUGAGAACCCCCGAAAUAACACCCCGUCCCCGGCGAAAAGUUAAACCCUCUAAAAACGUUGAAUCAGAGCAACUGAAGGCGAUAAUUCGUCAAGGAAGAAGACUUCGACGAGCAGAAGGUGGAAACAGGGAAGAACCUAAAAUCGAAAUUUUUGCACCGGAGAAACCGCCAGUGCCUUCAACUUCGACAAAGUACCACAAUCUAAUUCAACAUUCAGAGUACAAAUACGAAAAAAUCCCCCCUUUUUACCUUCACCCUCCACCAGUUCCUCACUCCUCCCCUCAACUGUCACCCCAACAUUUCGCGGAUCCACCUGGAAGUUGUUCUACGGGGACCAGAUGUGUUGAUAAUGAUACGGACUCUGGUAUUGUCCUACCGAUAUCCACCGGCAGCCGUCUCCGUCAUCAGCAACUUCUGGAGAAAAAAAGUGUCUUCGAUAUCGCUUACAGUGAAGCAGCUCCAUCGCAACUCCGAGCCGAUAGCACAACUCCUCCCUCGUAAAUUUAUCAAUCUUCGAUGAAUGUUGUUCCAUUUCCCCAUCAAAAACCAAAGGAAUUAACCAUAAAUUUGAUAUUAAUGUCUAUAACAACCAGAUUAUUCCAUCACUGCCGACUUGGUAAUAUUAGCAAGAUGAUUGUUUAUAUUGCUAAUCUUGUAAAUAAAUUCGAAAAACAAAACAUACUUAUAACUGACAAUUUAUUUUUCACUAUCUGAUUCGAUACUAUAGAACGAGGGAGCGAACAGGGAGCUUCUUCAUACUUCUACUACCCCACUAUAAAAGUAUCCCCGUU
Messenger RNA from Diachasmimorpha longicaudata, 10078 nucleotides. It is a transcript of the gene Cad86c, whose product is annotated as Cadherin 86C. Bases 324 to 9788 code for a protein of 3154 amino acids. Gene Ontology annotation, cellular component: plasma membrane. Lineage: Eukaryota; Metazoa; Arthropoda; Insecta; Hymenoptera; Braconidae. The transcript has 14 exons. Gene Ontology annotation, biological process: homophilic cell-cell adhesion. The record is from RefSeq and is a predicted model, not a curated record. Gene Ontology annotation, molecular function: calcium ion binding.